CAGCUAACAGCUAGUGAUAAAAGAGUAACACACUCACACACAUAUAUAUAUAUACGCGCAACAGCUACACACCUAAACAAUGGCCAUUAAUAUUUGGGUAGCAGCUGCAGAUAACCAGCGACAAAUAGUAGAGCAGUACAUCAGUACCGGGGUAAACACCGCCAACGACAAGGAUCCGAACGGGUAUACUCCCAUGCAUGCAGCCGCUGCCUAUGGCCAUAUUAAUCUUAUUAAGUACUUGGUGGAAAAUGGCGGUAAUGUAAACAUCCAAGAUAACGAGGGUGACACUCCAUUACAUCACGCUGAGGAUUUGGCCACGGCAAAGUUCUUAGUAGAAGAGUGUGGUGCUGACUAUACCAUCAGGAACGGGGAUAACUUGACUGCUGGGGAAUAUAUUGAAGAUGAAGGCGAGUUUUUGGAUGUUGCGCAAUACUUGAAAAGUAAACAAGACCCACUGCAGCUCGUGCAGGACGACUUUGUUUCUUCAUUGCCUGCUCCUGGUGAUGUUGAAGGACACCAGAUAAGAUAUACUAUGGAGAACGAUAAUAGCACUGAUGAGACACUCUCGCCAGCAGAAUUGGAAGAGAGAAGAAAGAAGAUCCAAGAAAUCUUGCAAAGUGAAAAUCCAGAAGAAGGAUUGCGUGAAUUGGUGAGAAACGCUGUUCACGAAGGAUUGACUCUGUUUAACCAACAACAAGAAGAAGACCACUCUGCAAAGAGAAGGAAAUAGGUGUAUAGCCAAUAGACAACUUGUAUUCGUAUUGC
Spathaspora passalidarum NRRL Y-27907 is the source of this 765-nucleotide messenger RNA. RefSeq lists its product as uncharacterized. Lineage: Eukaryota; Fungi; Ascomycota; Pichiomycetes; Serinales; Debaryomycetaceae. The record is from RefSeq and is a predicted model, not a curated record. Gene Ontology annotation, molecular function: protein binding. The transcript has a single exon. The coding region runs from base 80 to 730 and encodes 216 amino acids.